CCUUCUACUCAAGCUGCAAAGAGUGUCUAUGCGCAAGUUUUUGUUUUUUUUUUUUUUCUCGUCCAGCCCUCCCCUCGCUUGUUUGAGAGUCCUCUGCUGGGGCUGGUGCAGUCUAAGGAAUGGGGGGUUAGAGCCAGCGACGUCAACUACCUGUGUGGCCCCCGCAUGGAGGAAAGUGGACAGGGAUGCGUUUGAUGGAGCAGUUUUAUGCGAGACUCGAAUGCCUCCUCAGCAUUUCACUGGGCAUGCCGACGUCACUACAUUUUACUGACUGCCAUAAAUAAGGCAUUGCAUGUGCCAACUAUAUUCUGUGAGUAUGCCUUUGUGAAGAAAGCUCGUCACCCUCGCCGGGAUUCCCCGUAACAUUUUCAACAAGAGACAAGGGAGGAAAAAAAAAAAAACACAGCAAAAAUGGACAAAGAAAGUAUUGGUACUCAAUACGAGCCUGUGGCCGAGAUUGGAGAGGGUGCAUACGGGAAAGUGUACAAGGCAAGGGAUUUGAAGAACGGGGGACGCUUUGUAGCCCUAAAAAGAGUUCGUGUCCAGACGGGGGAAGAAGGCAUGCCUCUCUCAACCAUCCGGGAGGUGGCGGUACUGAGGCAGUUGGAGGCCUUUGAGCACCCCAAUGUUGUCAGGUUGUUCGACGUCUGCACGGUCUCUCGGACUGACAGAGAAACCAAGCUCACGCUGGUGUUUGAGCAUGUGGAUCAGGAUCUAACCACAUACCUGGAGAAGGCUCCUGACCCCGGCGUACCACCUGAGACCAUUAAGGAUAUGAUGUACCAGCUGCUUCAGGGGCUGGACUUCCUGCACUCGAACCGAGUGGUUCACCGUGACUUGAAACCCCAGAAUAUUCUGGUGACCAGUGGAGGUCAGAUCAAACUGGCAGACUUUGGUUUAGCCCGCAUCUACAGCUUCCAGAUGGCGCUCACAUCAGUGGUGGUGACGCUGUGGUACAGAGCUCCUGAAGUGCUGCUCCAGUCCAGUUACGCUACACCGGUGGACCUGUGGAGCGUUGGCUGCAUCUUCGCUGAAAUGUUCAGGAGGAGACCCCUUUUUCGAGGAAACUCUGACGUAGAUCAGCUGGGAAAGAUCUUUGAUGUUGUUGGAGUACCUUCACCAGAUGACUGGCCUCAAGAAGUGGCCUUACCACAGAGUGCCUUCACACCCCGACCCCCAAAACCAAUAGAAGACUUGGUGCCAGACAUGGAUGAGGACGGACGAGGCCUGUUAAUGCAAUUUCUCACCUUCAACCCCUCCAGGAGGAUAUCUGCCUUCUCUGCGUUGACUCACCCCUACUUUCAAAGCGUGGACAGUAACAGCAGGAGUCUGUACGCUACCCAUUCAAUCCCCAGCAACAAACCCACUAUUGAGGAGAGGACAGCCUGAUAGUCCUCCUUACACCUGCAACUAUCCCAAACAGUGACUAUAAGAAGUAUUUUUGUACCCAUUUUGUAUUUCUGGGUGUUUAGCAACCGAAAACAAUUAAUUAAGCUUUUUGACACUUACCAGUGGAAGACGGUCUUUAAGAUGCCCCUUGCAUAAACGUUAGCCUUUUAUGCUAACAGACUGAAUCUUUGUGCAGCACCUUCAUUCUGUCAUAAUACAUUUGAUUUGGACUCCA
Molecule: messenger RNA, 1624 nt
Organism: Xiphophorus maculatus (southern platyfish)
Lineage: Eukaryota; Metazoa; Chordata; Actinopteri; Cyprinodontiformes; Poeciliidae
Gene: cdk6
Product: cyclin dependent kinase 6
Exons: 8
Coding region: 412-1389 (325 amino acids)
Biological process (GO): protein phosphorylation; regulation of G2/M transition of mitotic cell cycle; signal transduction
Cellular component (GO): cytoplasm; cyclin-dependent protein kinase holoenzyme complex; nucleus
Molecular function (GO): cyclin-dependent protein serine/threonine kinase activity; cyclin binding; ATP binding
Source: RefSeq, a predicted model, not a curated record